UUAAACAGAUAAUGUUUGAUUUUCUUUGAUAUAUUUUAUAAGCUAUUGAAAAAUACAUGCCAUUUAAAAAAAUUACAAUAUUUUGAAUCAUGAAUUUGCAACUUUAUUCACGUAAAUUGUUAAUCAUGUUUCUUCUUGUAAAAUUUCAUUUUUUUCCCUCAUAAUUGGACGACUUUAAUUUUGUAUAUUUGUGUAUUUUAAUGGUGGCCCCAUUACUCAGUCAUACAAUAGAUCUGAGUAGUAAUAAUGAAAUAGAACAUUUUACCACAACAAAAUAAUUAGUUUAAGAUUACAAUUUCCAAAAACAGUUGAUUAAAGCAGAACAUACCAAAAUUAACAAUAAAAAUAUUUUAUUAUUAUUCAGAUUAGAUCAUAAAUGGUUUAUCUCAAGCAAUCAAUAAGAAAAAAAAAUCAUGUGCAAUACAAUCAAUCAUCAGAAGUUUUCAUCCAUAAAGAGAUGUCAAACACAGGAUAACUAGACACUAAGAGAUUGUCUGAAAGGGAAUGGGAAGAAGCUAACUUAUAUAAUCCCGCCCCGGCUUGACCAUACCAUUUCCUUUACAUGUAUUAUCAUUAUCCGUUCGUAACUUAAGAUCAGAUAUUUACAUCUUUCUAACAUAGAUUCAGAUUAUUAGGAAUCCUCAAAUAACAAUAAAUCACGACUAUGUGAGUAGAUAUACUGGAAACUGAAAAAAAAUAAAUAAAUAAAAAUAAUUUUAAUUGAAUAGAGAUGGGCUUUUAUUUGCUGGCUAAACGAGGAUCUGAUGAGAAAAUAAAACCUGUAUUUUGUUCUUCAUGCUUGUAGCUUCAGUGCUUUUGUAGACUUUGGUAUUUCUCUUAGAAUUUAAAAGACAUCAGCUCUAAAUUUUCUUUAAACAGACUAAUGGAGGCAAAGACAGAGAAGGAAAACGAGUUGUUCAUGAUCUAUGGACCUCAUGAAUUAUUUAGCCCAAAAGUGUUUAGCAGAAAGAGAAAAAAACAAAAACAUCUGGGGUGGGGGGCUUCUUUCCGUGCUAAUGUCUUUCCUGUUUGGGCUGUCCAUGUCAGUGGAUGAUCUGCUAACACCUGCAGUUUUGUGCAGUGGCGUAGUAAAUCUGAUGCACACAGCAGAUUAUAUAACACUACUCCUCUCUGGCAGCUUCGGCUCCCCGGCUUCAAACAGCCACCCCAUCCAUCUAUCUCUCCCCCCUCCGGAUGAGCAGCGAGGCUCUGAAUCGGACUCGUUUCUCAUCGACCCGGACAAACUGCACCCCUUUUCCCUCCCUUUCCUCCUGCUCGCUCCUCCCACUCUUCAUCCCUCCUUCACUUUCUAAACCCCCUUGCUCCUUCUUGUCCUCCUCUCCUCUUGCCUGUGGAUGCUCUCCUCACUUGCGAUAUGGAAUCGGAAGGGGAAGGAGGAGAGGGCUGGAUGGAGGACCAGUGGGAAAAAUGGCUAACUCAUGACAUCAGCCUGGAUGAGUUUGAGGAUGACGACCUGUCAGAGAUCACAGAGAUUACUGACGAAUGUGGGAUUAGUCUCAACUGCAACCGUCCAGAUCCAAAGGGCCGUGUGAGGGGGGGCACCAAUAGCAUGUCGGGGAGGGCGGAGCUGGGAGCAGUUGGCCAGCUUCAGGCAGAGAUGCUGCAUUUGGAGCUCAUCGACGGAGCUGACAGUUACUGCGUUGAUAAGGAGCCUUUAAAGGCAUCUGCUCUCCCACCACCUGUCAUCAAGGAUCCUGCAGCACCUGUUACCAUGGAUACGUACAGACCCAAGAGACCCACAACCCUCAACCUCUUCCCCAUCGUUCCACGGACACAGGACACUUUGAACAAUAACUCCUUUGGGAAAAAGUACAGCUGGCAGGAGAAGGUUUCCCGCUCGUCAUCGCCUCCCAAAACAGGUGACCUCACUCCCCCACGAGAGCACAGCUGCCUGAGCGACGAGGACAAGGUUCAGGCCGCACAAACCAAAGACCGCGGGACUUCCACGGAUGCCCCCUGCAGACACAGCAGCACAGCAGCGCACAGCACAUGUGGGGGGGCUGCCACUCGUUCAAAGCUGCAGGAGAAGCCGCCUGCACCUCCACCACCCCUGAACUACACACCAGCUCCUCUAUACCCCUCCGGUAAGGGGGAUGGCAGUGGACACCAACGGGAGAGAAUUCGAUACCAGACAGACGUUUGUUUAGAGCCCACGGAGGAGAUUUACCUGACCCCUGUGCAGCGCUCCACUGAACUUCUGGAACCCCCCAAUGUGCCGGACAGGCCCUUCCUCUCCCAGCAGACUGAGCAAGGACGAAUGUCCAUAAGUUCGGAUACAGAGGGGCCGCCUCCUUAUCAACCCCUUCCAGACCGGACCAACCCCUCCAUUUUUGAGGAGGACGAGUUCUAUCUUCCUCCACCUUCGUAUGCUUCCUGUGUUGAGUCUCUCAUCACACCCCCGAACAUGGCGGAGUCAGAUCACUCCUCUCUUGCACUGGACCUGAGCUCAAAGGGUGCGGGGACUGCAGCCGGGGUCAUGCUGAGAGCCGGCUCCUCCGUGGAGUACGUGGACGCCACGGAUGAUAGCUACUGCGGAGAGGACGAGGACGUGGACAGCAUAGUACUGGACAGACACAUGAGGGAACGCAAGUGGGGAGGGAAAGGAGACGGGGGCGGUAGCAAAUCUGUCCCGUUCAGGACUUCCAUGAACACAGAAGCAAACGGCCUGUCGUAUGACACGGUCAAGUACACUCUGGUGGUUGAUGAGCACGCUCAGUUGGAGCUCGUCAGCCUGCGACAGUUCUACCAAGGCUACAGCGACGAUAGUGACUCCGCCACGGUCUACGACAACUGCGUGUCUUCCCCUUACGAGUCGGCGAUUGGCGAAGAGUAUGAGGAAGUUGACGAGGAAGAGGAGCAUGAUGUUCAGACUGGAGUGGUGCGGAGAGAAGCCACAGCUUGUCUCUCUGAAGACUCCACACCUGAGGCAGACCUGCACUUCUCCAAGAAGUUCCUGAACGUCUUCAUGAAUGGUCGCUCCAGCUCCUCCAGUGCGGAGUCCUUCGGCUUGUAUACCUGUGUCAUAAACGGAGAGGAGAAGAAUCAGACCCACAGAGCGGUGUACAGGUUUGUACCUCGGCACGACGAUGAGCUGGAGCUGGAGGUGGAUGACCCGCUGCUGGUGGAGGUUCAGGGAGAGGAUUACUGGUAUGAGGGCUACAAUAUGCGAACUGGUGCACAUGGGAUUUUUCCAGCUUACUAUGCUAUGGAAGUGACCAAGGACAUGGAGAGCUACAAAGUGGUAAAGAGCGAUGAAUGGAUGGAGAGAUAUCACCUGAAGUUCCUGGGAUCAGUUCAAGUGCCCUACCACAAAGGAAACGAUGUCCUGUGUGCCGCUAUGCAGAAGAUCGCCACCAACAGAAGGAUGACUGUGAAAUACAACCCCCCUUCAUCCUGCAUCCUGGAGAUCAGUGUGAAAGGCAUCAAGCUUGCAGUUCAAGAGGAUUACUAUGCCUCUGACAGAAGUAACGAGGGCAGUCACUUUUUCCAGCUGAAGAACGUCUCUUUUUGUGGCUAUCAUCCAAAAAACAGCAAAUAUUUUGGUUUCAUCACUAAGCACCCAGCAGACCAGCGAUUUGCCUGCCAUGUUUUUGUUUCUGAAAACUCCACCAAACCUCUGGCGGAUUCAGUAGGGAAAGCCUUUCAGUUGUACUACAAGGAAUUUGUGGAAUUCUCAUGCCCCACGGAGGACAUUUACCUGGAAUAACUGCAAGGGUGUACAGCGCUGUAUCAUAGCAGAACUUUGCAUGAAGGACAGACAACCUGAAGAACCACAAGAUAGCUCUCAUAUCCAUUCUAGUGGAGAAGAAGACAGAAAGAAGAAAUAACCGUCUGUACAGCAACAAGGGUUGAACGUGAGCCAAAGAUGGAGUAUGUUCUGAGAAAAAUAUGUACCAUUGUGUUGCCAACA
Messenger RNA from Oryzias melastigma (Indian medaka), 3931 nucleotides. It is a transcript of the gene mapk8ip1b, whose product is annotated as mitogen-activated protein kinase 8 interacting protein 1b. Gene Ontology annotation, molecular function: protein binding. Bases 1376 to 3727 code for a protein of 783 amino acids. Lineage: Eukaryota; Metazoa; Chordata; Actinopteri; Beloniformes; Adrianichthyidae. The transcript is spliced from 12 exons. Gene Ontology annotation, cellular component: cytoplasm. Gene Ontology annotation, biological process: regulation of JNK cascade. The record is from RefSeq and is a predicted model, not a curated record.